AGGUUAAACUUUCAAAGAAGAUUGCAUCAAUUUGGGAAGAUUGAAUCUCCGAUGUCACAAUUUUACUUCUAAAGAAACGAAUGGCAAAUACAAAGGAUGAAUUGAUGAUAUGGGGAAAGACUAUGAUAAAACAAGGGACAUUCAAGAUCCAUUAAUUUUUGUUUGGUAUAUAUGUAUAGUUGGAAAGAAUGCAAAAAAAAAAAAAAAAAAAGUAUGGAAAUGAGUAGUCAUUUAGUUAAAUCGAAAUUAUAUUGAGAGAUGAUCAAAAUAAGAUUAUACACAAGCAUUGUUGUCUCGCACUUUGUGAUGAUAUACCUCUCGAUGCAUGUGUAAGGCCACAAAUAAUAUAUACUUAUAAAAGGAGGGGUAAAAAGGGAAAUGACAUAACAACCAAUGAUGACAAAGGAAGGAAUGUGGGAAGAGAAAGAGGAGGGGACCACGAGGCUGUUAAAAGGAGCAGGGAUCGUAUUGAAGGGGUAGGAAAAGAAUUAGCUAAAAGUUAGGAGGUUUUUAGUGAGGAGAGAAGUGCCCAACUCUCUCUAAGGUGCUGGGGAGUCUUUGCUUGUAUUUUCUUCUUUCGGAGGGAUAAAAGAGGUUUAUUUUGGGGAGAGGGUUGCUCUAUUUUGGGGAAGGAACGACAGGGAAAAGUUGAGUGUUGUAUCGAGAGGUUUUAGAAGUAAUAGUUGAUAAAUAAAAGUAAGGAGUCUUGAAGUAUUCAUUACUGUCUUCUUCUUCUUCUUCUUCUCUCUCUCUGUUUUUCCUGGUGUGAUGCUGUUUUACUUUUACUUGCAGGGGUUGAAAGGCUUACAAGUGGUAUCAGAGCCGCUUCAUCCUGGGGCGUACGCAUGUGAUGGCUCAGAAACAAAUAGAGAAUAGGCUGGAAAAGAAUGAGAGGGAGGUCUCUGAAAUGAAAGAAAUGAUGCUGGGACUGUGUAAGAAUAUCGAGAAGCUGACAGAGGAGAUGAGGGAAAGUAAUACGGCUCAGAAAGUAGAGGAGUCGGGCGCUUCUGAUGGGAGGAGGAUGAAAAUGAAAAGAACAGCUGAUGAAACCGAGUCGACCCCCAGCAAUGGAGGAGGGGGAUCCGAUAAAAGCAAGUACAAAAGGUUAGAAAUACCCAUUUUCGCUGGAGAGAACCCGGAGUCUUGGGUGUACAGGGCAGAGCACUAUUUCGAAAUCUACGAGCUAUCUGAUCAGGAGAAGGUUAAGGUCGUGGUUAUCAAUUUUGGGCCGGAGGAAGUAGACUGGUUUCGAUGGAGCCACAACCGGAGACCUAUCAAUAUGUGGGAGGAGUUGAAAAUAAGGAUGUUCGAAUACUAUAGACCUACCGGAGAAGGGAGCUUGAGCGCGAGGUUGCUGAGGAUAAAGCAAGAAGGAUCCUAUGCGGACUACGUGAAGAAGUUUGUCACCUACUCGGCACCCCUACCCGACCUGGCCGAAGAAGUUCUCAAAGAUGCUUUCGUAAAUGGGCUGGAACCAACAUUGAGGGUCGAAGUGAUCAGUAGAAAAAUGAUCACCCUGGAGGAAUGUAUAUAUGAAGCCCAGCUAGCUUUAGCGGAUCUGGGGGUUGUUGGGCCUAGCAAAAAGGAAGCCCAGGGAAAGAAGAACUUGAUGUUGAAGAGCGAGAAAACCUUGGAUACACAGGGGACCAAACGGAUCACCUUACUUGUGAAAAGUAACUUCGUGAAGAAGGAGCCACCCAUGAAACGUCUCUCAGAUAGUGAGUUCCGUGAACGGCUAGACAAGGGACUAUGCUUUCGUUGUAAUGAGAAAUAUAGCCCAGAACACCGAUGCAAGUCGAAUGAGAACCGGGAACUGAUGUUAUUAAUCACCAAUGAGAAUGAAGAAACAACCAUAGAAAAGGAAGAAAGGGAGGAGCUACGGGAAGAAGAAGAGCUUGAAACAAAGAAAACUACCGAAAUUGCCUUGAGGUCAAUAUACGGCCUAUCAGCCCGGGGCACGAUGAAGCUGAGAGGGAAAAUGAAGGGGAAGGAAGUAGUGGUGCUGAUCGACUGUGGAGCCACACAUAAUUUUGUGCACAAAAGGUUAGUAGACGAGCUGGAAUUACCAAUGAAUAGGAAGAGUUUCUCUGUAGUAAUGGGGAAUGGAGAGGCUAUAAGAUAGGGAGGGGUUUGCAAGGCGAUUGAACUAAAGUUACCUAACCUCAGUGUUAAGGCCGAUUUCCUAGCGAUUGAUUUAGGACAAAUGUACGUGGUGCUAGGGAUGGCUUGGUUAUGCACGACUGGGUUUAUGGGAGUACAUUGGCUGUCUUUAACCAUGUUGUUUCUGUCAGGGGACUCACAGGUCAUUCUGAAGGGCGAUCCUUCUCUAACUAGGGUAGAGGUCUCUUUCAAGAUGCUCACAACAUCCUGGGAAGAGGAAGACCAAGGAUUUCUGAUAGAAUUUCAAAAUUAUGAGUACGAUAGUGAAGAAAAGAAUGAAGGAAAAGAAGAGCUCGAAGAGUUAGGGGAGCUUUCACUCAUGAUUCGAGCCCUGUUCGAAGAGAAUAAGGACAUAUUUGAGAAAAUAAAGACGCUACCACCCAAGAGAGCUGUAGACCAUCGCAUCUUGAUGAGCGCGGAUCAGAAACCAAUCAAUGUGAGGCCAUAUAAGUAUGGCCACAGCCAGCUCAAUCGGUGGAGGAAAUGCUUAAGGCAGGAAUCAUCCGACCAAGCCACAAUCCAUAUUCCAGCCCGGUUCUAUUAGUGAAGAAGAAAGAUGGGGGAUGGAGGUUCUGUGUCGAUUAUAGAAAACUAAACCAAGCAACGGUGGCCGACAAGUUCCCUAUACCGGUCAUUGAGGAGUUGUUAGAUGAAUUACAUGGGUCAGCGGUCUAUUCCAAGCUGAAUUUGAGGUCAGGAUAUCAUCAAAUCAAAAUGAAUGAGAAGGACAUCGAGAAGACAACCUUCAAAAUUCAUGAAGGUCACUAUGAAUUCCUUGUCAUGCCGUUCGAACUCACGAAUGCACCAACUACCUUUUAAUUCUUAAUGAACCAGGUUUUUCGACCCUUUCUUCGUAAGUUUGUACUUGUUUUCUUUGACGAUAUAUUGGUGUACAGUCCUGACAUAUCAACACACGAGACACGCUUGGGAGUGGUGUUCAAUGUUCUCCGAGACCUUAAGCUGUUUGCAAACCAAAAGAAAUGUACCUUUUGUCAGGCGCGAGUCCAAUACUUAGGCCACUGGAUAUCAGCUAAUGGAGUAGAAGUCGAUGAUGGGAAGGUCAAAGUCAUGAGCGAGUGGCCGCAACCUCAGAAUGUUUUUGAAUUAAAGGGGAUUUUUGGGGCUCACGGGGUACUAUAGGCGUUUUGUGCAAGGGUAUGGGAACAUCGUAGCCCCACUUACCAAGCUUCUCCAGAAAAACUCAUUCAAAUGGGGUGAAGAAGCCAAUCAAACCUUCAUAAAUCUGAAGCAAGCCAUGGUCACGGCCCCGGUCCUAGCCCUCAUAGACUUCUUUAAAGGGUUUGUAUAGAAACAGAUGCAUCAAGAACGGGUUUAGGGGCUGUUUUGUCCCAAGUGUUGAAGCCUAUAGCGUAUUUCAGUAAAAAACUAUCAGCAAGAACCAAGGCAAGUCUAUCUAUGAAAACGAAUUGAUGGCAGUAGUCCCAGCAGUACAAAAAUGGAGGCAUUACUUGUUGGGAAGCAAGUUCACAGUGAUCUCGAACCAGAAGGAGUUGAAAUUCCUGAUAGAAUAGCGAGAGGUGCAGCCCCAGUUCCAACGAUGGCUAACUAAGCUACUUAGAUAUGACUUUGAAAUCCUAUACCAGGCGGGGUUACAAAACAAAGCCACAGAUGCCUUGUCAAGAGUGUGGGCACAAGGGGAAUUGAGUGUACUAUCAACACCAACUAUUAUAGAUAUUGAAGUUGUUUUGAAGGAAGUGAAGGAAGAUGAGGAGCUACAAAAAAUCAUCACCCUUUUGAAGGAAAAUCCAGAGAGGAAACCAAGGUAUAAAUGGAAACACGACAGAUUGACCUACAAGGACAAGUUAGUGCUAUCCCGAAAGUCUAGUUUGAUUCCUUCACUAUUGCAUACAUUCCAUGAUUCGGUGUUAGGAGGAUACUCUGGAUUCCUGAGAACCUACAAGAGAAUGAGUGGAGAACUAUAUUGGCAAGGGAUGAAAUCUGAUGUGAAGAAAUAUGUUGAAGGGUGUGAAAUAUGCCAAAGAAAUAAGUUCGAGACUCUCACACCAGCAGGCUUACUUCAGCCACUUCCUAUUCCAUAGAUGAUAUUGGAGGAUUGAAGCAUGGACUCUGUGGAAGGGUUACCAAAGGCCGAAGUGUAUGAUGUCAUAAUGGUUGUUGUAGACCGUUUGAGCAAGUAUACACAUUUCACCCCUCUCAAACACCCCUUUUCGACAAAGCAAGUAGCGGAUAUCUUUAUUCAAGAAGUAAUGAGGCACCAUGGAGUCCCCUUGUCUAUUUUGAUUGAUCGAGAUAAAACCUUCGUGAGCAAUUUUUGGAAGGAGAUGUUUACAACUAUGGGGACGAAACUAAAAAGAAGUACAUCAUUCCAUCCUCAAACAGAUGAACAAACGGAGAGGGUGAACCGUUGUUUAGAAAUUUAUUUACGCUGUUUUUGUAAUGAACAGCCGAGAAAAUGGAACAAAUGGAUAGCAUAGGCCGAAUUGUGGUACAACACAACCUUCAAUAUCUCCAUCAAGUCCACUCCCUAUCAGGCAGUAUACGGGAGACCACCCCCACCUCUUAUCACUCAUGGGGAUAGAAAGACAUUCAACAAUGCCAUGGAGCAGCAGUUACAAAAGCGAGACUUAGCACUCAAUGCCUUGAAGGAAAAUCUGGCCAUAGCUCAAAAUCGAAUGAAGAAGCAGGCCGACAAAUAUAGGAGAGAAUUGAGUGUUGAGAUUGGAGAAGAAGUGUACUUGAAAUUGAGGCCUUAUCGACAGAAAACAUUAGCAAGAAGAAGAAGUGAGAAGUUGGCACCGAGGUUCUAUGGACCUUAUCGAAUAACUGAACGAGUGGGAGAAGUAGCUUACAAAUUAGACUUACUACCAGAAGCUGAAAUACACAACGUAUUCCAUUUCUCUCAGCUCAAGAAGAAAUUAGGACAGAGCUAGCAGAUCCAACGACAUCCUCCUAUAUUGACUGAGGAGUUUGAGUUGUAGACAACAUCUGAAACCAUUUUAGGAGUACGAUGGAAUGAGGAUCUGGCAACACACGAGUGGUUGGUCAAAUGGAAGGUGAUGUUAGAAAAUGAAGCAACUUGAGAAGAUGUUUGAGCCUUGAAUCAUCAGUUCCCACGAUUCAACCUUCAAGACAAGGUUCUUUUCAAGAAGGGAGGUAUUAUAAGGCCACAAAUAAUAUAUACUUAUAAAAGGAGGGGUAAAAAGGGAAAUGACAUAACAACCAAUGAUGCCAAAGGAAGGAAUGUGGGAAGAGAAUGAGAAGAGGACCACGAGGCUAUUAAAAGGAGCAGGGAUCGUACUAAAGGGGCAGGAAAAGAAUUAGCUGAAAGUUAGGAGGCUUUUGGUGAGGAGAGAAGUGCCUAGUUCUCUCUAAGGUGCUGAGGAGUCUUUGCUUGUAUUUUCUUCUUUCGGAGGAACAGGGGAGGUUUAUUUUGGGGAGAGGGUUGCUUUAUUUUGGGGAAGGAAUGACAGGGAAAGGUUGAGCGUUGUAUCGAGAGGUUUUAAAAGAAAUAGUUGAUAAAUAAAAGCAAGGAGUCUUGAAGUAUUCACUACUGUCUUCUUCUUCUUCUUCUUCUCUUUGUUUUUCCUGGUGUGGUGCUGUUUUAUUUUUACUUGC
This is a messenger RNA of Benincasa hispida (wax gourd), 5757 nucleotides long. The record is from RefSeq and is a predicted model, not a curated record. NCBI's taxonomy places the organism in Eukaryota, Viridiplantae, Streptophyta, Magnoliopsida, Cucurbitales, Cucurbitaceae.